Chiroxiphia lanceolata (lance-tailed manakin) is the source of this 1614-nucleotide messenger RNA. RefSeq names its product SMAD family member 6 (gene SMAD6). Gene Ontology annotation, cellular component: heteromeric SMAD protein complex. Gene Ontology annotation, molecular function: transcription regulator inhibitor activity; I-SMAD binding. The transcript has 4 exons. The coding region runs from base 108 to 1529 and encodes 473 amino acids. The record is from RefSeq and is a predicted model, not a curated record. NCBI's taxonomy places the organism in Eukaryota, Metazoa, Chordata, Aves, Passeriformes, Pipridae. Gene Ontology annotation, biological process: transforming growth factor beta receptor signaling pathway; cell differentiation; regulation of transcription by RNA polymerase II.
GCCAUGAGAUAGAGCCGGCGGCGGAGCGAGGAGCCCCGCGGAGGAGGGCGCGGGGCGGGGGGGAAGCGGCGGAGAGCGACGCGACCCCCCGGCCGCCCGCGGGUCGUAUGUUCAGGUCCAAACGCUCAGGGCUGGUGCGGCGACUUUGGAGGAGCCGCGUCAUUCCGGACAGGGACGGCGGAGAUGGGAGCGCCAGGAGCUCGGGCCACCACGACCUCGGAGCCGGCGGGAGCUGCAAGAUCGCGGAGCGGAGCCCCUCGGUAGCGCGCUCGCUGCUGCUGCGGGAGGCGGAGGAGCGGGGCGAGGCGGCGCCGCGCGGGGACCCCAUGGCGGAGCGGCGCGGGGCCCGGCUCCGCAACCCCGCCGGGGCCCCGGAGAGCGACGGCCGGACCGUGACCUGCUGCCUGUUCUCGGAGCGAGAGCCGGGCGGCCCCCAGCCACCCCCCGCCGCCGCCGCCGCCCCCUCCGGCCCCGACGGCGCGGCCGACGGCGGCUCCCCGGAGCGGCGGGGCCGGGAGGCGCGGGCGCGGCUGCUGCUGCUGGAGCAGGAGCUGAAGGCCGUCACCUACUCGCUGCUGAAGCGGCUGAAGGAGCGCUCGCUGGACAGCCUGCUGGAGGCGGUGGAGUCCCGCGGGGGGAUGCCCGGAGGCUGCGUCCUGGUGGCCCGCACCGAGGUGCGCCUGGGGGGCCUGGCGGCGCCCCCGCACCUCCUCCUGGGCAAGCUGUUCCGCUGGCCCGACCUGCAGCACCCCGCCGAGCUGAAGCCCCUCUGCGAGUGCCAGAGCUUCGGCGUCGCCGACGGACCCACCGUCUGCUGCAACCCCUACCACUUCAGCCGCCUCUGUGGGCCAGAGUCUCCACCACCUCCCUACUCUCGGCUGUCUCCUAAUGAUGAGCAAAAGCCACUGGAUCUAUCAGAUUCCACGUUGUCUUACACUGAAACAGAGGCUACAAACUCGCCCAACGUCACGCCCGGAGAUUUCUCAGAUGCCAGCACGUCGCCCGAUGCCGUGAAGAGGAGCCAUUGGUGCAACGUGGCCUACUGGGAGCACCGGACGCGCGUCGGCCGCCUCUACACAGUGUACGAACAGUCUGUCAGUAUCUUCUAUGACCUACCUCAAGGAAACGGCUUCUGCCUCGGACAGCUAAACCUGGACAACAGGAGCGAGACUGUGAGAAGGACUCGAAGUAAAAUCGGCUACGGGAUCUUGCUCAGCAAAGAGCCGGACGGCGUGUGGGCCUACAACCGCAGCGAGCACCCCAUCUUCGUCAACUCCCCGACACUGGACAUCCCCAACUGCAGGACCCUCAUCGUGCGCAAGGUCAUGCCGGGCUACUCCAUCAAGGUGUUUGACUACGAGAAGUCCUGCCUCCUGCAGCACACGGCCGACCUGGAUUACGCAGACGGGCCCUACGACCCCAACAGCGUCCGGAUCAGCUUCGCCAAAGGUUGGGGGCCCUGUUACUCCAGACAGUUCAUCACGUCCUGCCCGUGUUGGCUGGAGAUCCUACUCAGCAACAAUCGAUAACGGUCGGCCCUCUGAUGAAAGGAAAGACACACGGAAUAAAAAAAACACCCCCCCCCCCCCAAAAAAAAAGACAAAAAAAAAAGAC